AUUGAACUAAGCAAACCAGAAAUAAAGAGAAUUAAAGAAAACGGAGGAAGCCUAGAAUGGCUGCACCAAGGCCAGCUUGGACAUGGAAGUCACCGCCCAAAAACAAAUUUACACUUUGGUCAUUAAUCUAGGUAGCUGAUCGAUCACAUGGCUGCCUUUCUUGCAAAUCCUGCUUGUUCCUUGGCUGCCAUUUCGGCUACUGCUGGAGCCAGAGCUUCUGUUUCUGAGCAGAAGACCUUCUCUAAAACUGCAAGUCCUUUGUUUAUUGGGUUGAAGCAUAUUCCGAAAAUCCAAUUUUCCAAGACGGCUAACAGUUUUUCUACUCGGUCCAGAUGCUUCAAGACUGCAUUUUCAUGCUCUACUGCUCAACCCGAGACAUUGAAAACGGUCCAAAGCACAAUUGCAAAGCAAUUGUCGAUCGACUUGAGUACGGUCACUCCUGAAACCAAAUUUGCCGAUUUGGGUGCUGACUCCCUUGACACGGUGGAGAUAAUGAUGGCUUUGGAAGAACAAUUUGGAGUGUCAAUUGGAGAAGGUGGAGCUGAAAACGUUGCAACAGUUCAAGAUGCGGCAGACCUCAUUGAGAAAGUGAAGGCAGCUGCAACUUAGCUCAAUCAAUAGGCUACUGGGAAUUUAUAUAUGUUGUCAUUUGAGUCAUUUCAUGACAAUGAGGGCGAAGAGAGAUUUGUCGAUGUUAGCUUUUACCCUUGUUUAUUUUUUGCUCUUUCAGAAAAUUGAAGGUGGCAAGUUCCUUUUCA
Molecule: messenger RNA, 758 nt
Organism: Mangifera indica (mango)
Lineage: Eukaryota; Viridiplantae; Streptophyta; Magnoliopsida; Sapindales; Anacardiaceae
Product: acyl carrier protein, chloroplastic-like
Exons: 5
Coding region: 148-609 (153 amino acids)
Biological process (GO): fatty acid biosynthetic process
Molecular function (GO): acyl carrier activity
Source: RefSeq, a predicted model, not a curated record